AUGGCAAAGUGGUACACUGCCGCAGUUGCGGUGUUUCUCCUAGGGGUGCGCGCGGCGGCUCAGGAGAGUGGCUACGAUCGGAAAGCUCUGCAGGUUUGUAUGCGGGUGACUCUGCAAGAAUGCCAGGUUUUCACCCGUCAUCAGCGUCUGACCGAGUACCGUCAAGUGCACCGGAAGACCACUGACGGGAGGCUGUGCGCGGCCGCCUUUGUCCAAGACAAUGUCACGUACACUGACUGUACUAAUAGCAAGGCGCCCGAUGGCACCAUAGGUCGGCCAUGGUGUUACGUUGAAGUUCAACUUCUCGGGAAGGGCAGCAGAGACUGGGACUAUUGUCAAGAUGUAGUUGACUACGACGCUGUGCGUACGAAUGCUAGAAGUUUAUUCCACCGGAAAGCAGUGGAGUUGGCGUCAGCAGCAGAACAGAUGGAUACACAAGUCCAGCGACUGAAGGACACUUCGCAUAGACACCGCGAGGUCUGCACGUCGUCCGACAUUGUCGCGGGUCGCUCGCGAGAAGCUGAAGAUAUCCUCCGGGGCGCACAACACUCCGUGUCGCAGCUUCAAGCAGGCGCAUCAAAAAUACAUGAGCUUCAACAGACUAUAAUGUCGGUGAAACAAGCAAUUGAUAGAGAUUACGAGAAUGCUGUAAACAGCAAACUGAAUUGCGAAGCUGUCAGGGGCUACGAAGACAAGCCGCAUGCGGACGGUCUGCGCGCAAGCUUCUACAACAACGCUAGUUUCCGCGGACCCCCAGUUGCAUACGCGGACUACACAGUCUUAGACGCAUUGUGGGAGUCUUCUUCGCCUAUGGAAGGAGUGACUUUCCAGGACUUCUCCAUUCGAUGGGACGGCUAUAUCAUGGCCCCGACGUCCGGAAAGUUUGAGUUCGUUACUCGCGCGGACUGUGGAGUUCGUGUGUUUCUCGAUGGGUCACCCAUCAUCGUUGAUCGAAUGCCAACCCCCGCUGAAGGCGCUGCAUUUUCCGACAGUCCCGUUCGACUUCUCGAGCCAACAGAAGACUCAAGUCUCAAGAAGACGUAUUCACCCCCUCAACAACUCAGAGGUGGGCACCUCUACCAGCUGCGCGUGGAGUAUUUCCACCUUAGCGCCCUGAAAUUCGGCGACGCUGACAAGGCAAUUAUAUCUUUAGCAUGGAGGUCAAACGCCACCCCCGAGCAACCGAUUUCCCCCGAUUACUUCUUCAAAGGCGCCUCCUCCCCACCACUAAGGAUCAGUGGCCUCCCAGGGAGCACAUUCGACAUGUCAAUGUUGAAAGACGGGGUUCUAGCAUUCAUUGAUUCUACGGAGUAUGUAAUCGCGGAUGUUCCACCGAAAUACGAGGGAUCCAAGCUGAUUCGAACUCGGACGAAUCCAAGCUGGAGCGACGUCCACCUCGAAAUAUCUGGGGAUGCGAAUGUCUACGUUGCUGUUCCUCGUGGCGGAGCUCGGCCUUUUCAAAAGUCUGCUGAAAAUCUUCGGCCUUUGCGCUUCGAUAGAACCGGGGACAGUUUCUCUGUCUACCUCGUCGAACGUGAAACGGACAUGGCCAGCCAGCAGGUCCCAUUUGACAUUUAUGGCGGACGAGUACUCGCCGGUGUUACCGGCUUUUCGGUUGCGCCAGGAACGUCGUAUUUUAUCUUCGUAGCUCCGACGCGGAAGGGAGAACAGUCAUGCGAGGAGGAACUCACGCUUGUUUCACUCACAGAUUCUGAGUUCUUUAGCUCGUGCACUUCAUCAUCUUACGCGUCGACUGCCUACGAUUGCAACGCUGGCUUGUCGGGCAAAAACCUCGAUCUGCCGUUCGGAGCUUGGAGGACGUCUUCGGGACGAGGGAUUGGUCAAUACAUAAUGGUUUCCUUUAGUAAACCUAUUGAACUGGCCGCCUUCCAAUUCAAGACGCUAGAAGAUCCCAGGUCUUGGCCAACAGAAAUUUCGAUCGAAUAUCCAGGCUCACGCGACACCCAGAAAAUCACAGUUAUCCCCGGCGACCACACUUACCAACUGACUCCCCGAGUCACUGAAGGCGUUAAAGCAACAAUCACGGGCAUGAGAGAUCCUCUUGCAUCCUCUGCAACAGGGGGCUCAUUCGCUUUCAUCGGCUCACCCUGCGUACAGAAGGAAGAAGUGGAGAGUACAGGAGUAAAAGAUUCGAUUUCGAUCGUCUUUGGGGGGGGAUCGUCUGGCAUCGUCCGUCCUGGCUACAGCCUCGACGAUGGUUCUCCGAAAGCAGCUCACGGCAGCUUCUACUACGGCUGGGACCACCAAGCUCCCGUAGUAAAUCCAAGACUUUGCGGAUCUGGGGCCGGGGGCGGCGGAGUUUCGUUUUCGGAGCCGAAUUGUUCAGAGGCAGAUAAGUGCAACAGCCUCGUCGACUGUGAGUACCCCAAUUCGUGGUCCAUCGAUAUGCCCUCCUACGGCGCAUUCCGCGUGACGGUUGAAGUGGGAUCCCCAUGUGGGGAUGCUAUAGCGAAUAGCCUUUACAUCAAUGGCACUCCGUUCAUUCUGAACGAGAUACUUCGCCCAGGGCAGUAUAGCACGCCGUUCACGGCGACACAACACUUUAAUACUUGA
This is a messenger RNA of Besnoitia besnoiti, 2574 nucleotides long. Its product is annotated as PA14 domain-containing protein. The transcript is spliced from 21 exons. The coding region runs from base 1 to 2574 and encodes 857 amino acids. The record is from RefSeq and is a predicted model, not a curated record. NCBI's taxonomy places the organism in Eukaryota, Apicomplexa, Conoidasida, Eucoccidiorida, Sarcocystidae.